Pectinophora gossypiella (pink bollworm) is the source of this 1207-nucleotide messenger RNA. RefSeq names its product aldo-keto reductase AKR2E4-like. The transcript is spliced from 8 exons. Gene Ontology annotation, cellular component: cytosol. The record is from RefSeq and is a predicted model, not a curated record. Bases 58 to 1077 code for a protein of 339 amino acids. Gene Ontology annotation, molecular function: aldose reductase (NADPH) activity. NCBI's taxonomy places the organism in Eukaryota, Metazoa, Arthropoda, Insecta, Lepidoptera, Gelechiidae.
UUCCACGUCGAGUCGCGAGCAGUUAGGUUAGUUGCCGGCUGCGAGGCGAACAAUACUAUGGCCAAGGUACAGAUCCCGACUACAACCCUCAACAAUGGGAAGACAAUCCCAGUGCUGGGAUACGGCACGUGGCUGGGACUCGAUGACAAGUUCAACUUUCCCUACGAGGAUAUCCCUAAGCUGGUGGAGACGUUGUCGUACGCCAUCGACACUGGAUACCGCCACAUCGACACCGCACACCUUUACAGGGUGGAGCCGGAGAUAGGAGAGACCAUCGCGAAGAAAAUACAGGAAGGAGUUUGCAAGAGGGAAGACUUGUUUAUCACGACGAAGGUGUGGCAUCAAUUCCACAAACCAACCGACGUGGAGGUGUCGGUCCGCGCCUCGCUGCGGCGCCUGCGCAUGGAUUACGUCGACCAGCUCCUCAUGCACUGGCCUAUGUCUAUCACGGAAGAAGGAGUAGACGAGAAGAUAGACUACCUGGAGACCUGGAAAGGGUUCGAGGCGGUGCUGGAGUUGGGGCUGGCGCGGUCCAUUGGAGUGUCCAAUUUCAACGUGGAGCAAAUGAAGCGGCUGCUGGAGAAUAGCAAGGUGCCACCCGCCGCCAACCAGGUGGAGAUAAACCUGAACCUCGGCCAAAAGGACCUGGUGGACUACUGCAAGUCCCAGAACAUCGCAGUGGUGGCGUACUCCCCAUUCGGGACCAUGGUGCCCAGCCGCAACGCUCCUGACAGCCCCGAACCCAAGAUGGACAAUCCUGUCUUGUUGGACAUCGCCAAGAAGCAUGGGAAGACUGUCACACAGGUCACCUUGAGAUAUCUGCACCAGCGAGGCAUCAUCAGUAUUCCCAAGACGGUGACCAAGUCCCGCGUGGUGGAGAACGCUUCAAUCUUCGACUUCCAACUGGACGCGGCUGACUGCGAGCUGAUCAGCAAGUUUGACAACGGCUACCGCACCGUCAGGCCUGUCUUCUGGCAAGACUACCAGGGGUAUCCGUUUGAUAAGGUUGACAACAAGAUGGCGAUCCCGCCGGCUCUGCUCAAGUGGAAAAAUGGCGCCAAACAGGACAUUGAUUAAGUCACAAUGUUAAUUAUAAUGCUAUUGUUGUUAUAUUUAUUUAACAAGCGAAAGAACAUUCUUUUAACAUGAAAUGUCUUUGAAAAUGAAAUGUCUUUAUUAAUUAAAACAAAGUUACAAUAUUAUUUUA